AUGACACCUCUCCACGGCAUGGCGCUGUUCCUGCUGAGCAGCGCGUACCUGUUACGCGCCGACACCUCCACCGCGAGGGCCACCGGACACGGCCUCGUCACCGAGGCGAAUCUCUCGAGGAGCUUCCUCGUUAGGGACGGGAAACGCAGGGCCGAGGGGACGUACUUUGAGAACAAUACCCCACGCAAUGUCACCGCCGUCGUGGGACAGUCCGCCGUGCUCUUGUGCAGUGUCAAGAACUUGGGGAAUCAUACCGUAUCCUGGAUACGGGGCCGGGAUCUGCACGUGCUGACGUCGAUGACUUCGACUUACACGAGCGACGCCAGAUUUCGCGUGAUCGGCCGACCGGAAGUGACGGGCCAGUGGAACCUCCGGAUAGAUUACGUGCAGCCGAGGGACGCGGGGAUUUACGAGUGUCAAGUCAACAGCGAGCCUAAGAUACACAUGGCCGUGCACCUUAAGGUCCUGGUCGUCCAGGCUAGGAUCUGGGGAGCCGAGGACGUCUACGUCAAGCGGGGAAGCACCAUCAGCCUGACCUGCACCGUCGACGCCCAGGAUGUGCCCCCCAGUAAUGUCACCUGGUACCAUAAUGGAGCCAUCAUCGACUUCGACGGACCUAGGGGUGGCGUGUCCCUGGAGACGGAGAAGACGAAGAACUGCACGACGAGCAAGCUCUUGAUAACGCGGGCCCUUCCGAGCGACAGCGGCAAUUACACUUGCGAGUCGAGCAAAGCGACACCGACGAGUGUCACGGUGCACGUCUUAAACGGGGAGCAUCCUGCGGCCAUGCAACGUGGAGGUGCCGGGAAGCCCACCGGGAGGAUAACUUUGUUCGUCUUGGUGGUCCUGAUGGAAAAGCUGUUACGGCGGACGAUCAUUGGGUCCCCUUAA
Messenger RNA from Orussus abietinus, 891 nucleotides. Its product is annotated as zwei Ig domain protein zig-8. The coding region runs from base 1 to 891 and encodes 296 amino acids. NCBI's taxonomy places the organism in Eukaryota, Metazoa, Arthropoda, Insecta, Hymenoptera, Orussidae. Gene Ontology annotation, cellular component: neuron projection membrane. The record is from RefSeq and is a predicted model, not a curated record. Gene Ontology annotation, biological process: synapse organization. The transcript has 6 exons.